CGUCUUGGCCAGGGGCCCUCGGCGCAGCCUGCGGGUCCUCCAGCGCCGCGGAGGCCGUGCGGUUUCAUCAUUAAUGCUCCUCAAGGACAAUAGCUCAUCUGGCCCACGGAAAGCCCUGGACCCGUCGCGGAGCCUGGGCUGGCAGGGGAUGAGGCUGAGCGACUCCUCCUAGAGGUGGUUAUGUGGAGAAGGAGCAAUCCCUUCUCCCUCCUCCUCCUCCCCCCGCUACUAUCCGCGGCCCGGAGAACUGCCGCUUGCCGCCAUUGACACGCACAGAUAGAACCCAAAGAAAGGCGAAGAGUCCUGGCCGGCGGCGCCGCGCGGGCCCAACCUGCGCCCGGGGAGCGGCGCGCACAGGCCACGGCGCGCGGAGCAGGCGGCGCAGCACCAGCCACCAGGGUUAUCAUGACAGCCCAGUGCCUGCAGGACUCCACUGUUCCCAGUGGCCAUUAUUUUCUCGUAAAGGCUGAGCUAAGUGUAUCAAAAGCAUCGUGUUACUGCCGGAAGGCCAGAGUGUCAGCAAGCUGAGAGGGAAACUGCGGCAAGAUGUCGGGCCGGAGCGGGAAGAAGAAAAUGUCCAAGCUGUCACGGUCAGCCAGGGCCGGCGUCAUCUUCCCUGUGGGAAGACUGAUGCGCUACCUCAAGAAAGGGACCUUCAAGUACCGGAUCAGCGUGGGUGCCCCGGUCUACAUGGCAGCGGUCAUCGAGUACCUGGCAGCGGAAAUUUUAGAAUUGGCUGGGAAUGCUGCAAGGGACAACAAGAAGGCUCGGAUAGCACCAAGACACAUCCUGCUGGCAGUUGCCAACGAUGAAGAACUCAAUCAGCUGCUAAAAGGAGUGACCAUCGCCAGUGGCGGUGUCCUGCCCAGGAUCCACCCUGAACUGCUUGCCAAAAAGCGGGGGGCCAAAGGCAAGUCGGAAACAAUCCUCUCCCCUCCUCCAGAGAAACGAGGAAGGAAAGCCGCCUCCGGCAAAAAGAGUGGUAAGAAAUCCAAGGCUGCCAAGCCGCGGACGUCCAAAAAGUCCAAACCAAAGGACAGCGAUAAAGAAGGAGCUUCAAAUUCCACCUCUGAGGAUGGGCCAGGGGAUGGAUUCACCAUCCUGUCUUCUAAGAGCCUUGUUCUUGGCCAGAAGCUGUCCCUGACCCAGAGUGACAUCAGCCAUAUUGGCUCCAUGAGAGUGGAGGGCAUCGUCCACCCAACCACAGCCGAAAUCGACCUCAAGGAAGAUAUAGGUAAGGCCUUGGAGAAGGCUGGAGGGAAGGAGUUCUUGGAAACAGUAAAGGAGCUUCGCAAAUCCCAAGGCCCCCUGGAAGUUGCUGAAGCCGCAGUGAGCCAGUCUAGUGGACUUGCAGCCAAGUUUGUCAUCCACUGUCACAUUCCUCAGUGGGGCUCUGAUAAAUGUGAGGAGCAGCUUGAAGAGACCAUCAAAAACUGCCUGUCGGCAGCGGAAGACAAGAAGCUCAAGUCCGUGGCUUUCCCACCCUUCCCCAGUGGCAGAAACUGCUUCCCCAAACAGACAGCAGCCCAGGUGACUCUCAAAGCCAUCUCGGCCCACUUCGACGACUCGAGCGCAUCCUCGCUGAAGAACGUCUACUUCCUGCUCUUCGACAGCGAGAGCAUCGGCAUCUACGUGCAGGAGAUGGCCAAGCUCGACGCCAAGUAGCUGUCUCCGGGGUAGGCAGCGGCACUCACCAACAGGAGCCAAGCCUGAGGAGCAGUCACAGGAGCGGGGCUUUCAUUUUUUUCAAAGGAGAGAGCAGGGAGACUGCAGGGGAGCAGAGGGCGCCUGGGAAGGAAGCAGGUAGCACAGGCUAGAGGCCGGCUCUGCCCACCCGGGAGCCCUCUGCCAUCUAUAUUCUCGUUAAAAAGAGCCUCGGCCCCUAACUGGCCUCUCUCCACCAGCAGGUUCUUUUCAUGUGUUUUCUUCCUGUUGUUUUAGAACUUAAAAAAAAAAAAAAAAGAAAGAAAAGAAAAAAAAAAGACUUCAUUUUAGAUUUAUAGCAUUGACUUUUACACACACAUCCAAACGUAAAAAAAAAAAAAAAAAAAAAAACUUUCAAAAUUCUUAAAAUCUUCUGUUGUUCCUUCUUGAAAGGAAGAGGUGUAAAAAGUGGCUCGGGUUUUGUUGGCUGUCUGUAUUCAGUGGUGGAGAGAAGAGACGCAGAAAGGCGUCUCCUGGGUGCUUUCCCGUUCUGUGCUAGUUUCCCCAGCCCACCCCGCCCCAACCUACCCCGACCCUGUAACAACAUCUGUAACUACUCCUCAAAGGGUUUUUGCUUCAGGUUUUUUGUUUGGUUUGGUUUUGUUGGUUUGUUUUUUUGUUUUUUGUUUUUUGUUUU
Messenger RNA from Erinaceus europaeus (western European hedgehog), 2341 nucleotides. Its product is annotated as core histone macro-H2A.2. Gene Ontology annotation, molecular function: protein heterodimerization activity; DNA binding; structural constituent of chromatin. The coding region runs from base 547 to 1665 and encodes 372 amino acids. Gene Ontology annotation, biological process: nucleosome assembly. The transcript is spliced from 10 exons. NCBI's taxonomy places the organism in Eukaryota, Metazoa, Chordata, Mammalia, Eulipotyphla, Erinaceidae. Gene Ontology annotation, cellular component: nucleosome. The record is from RefSeq and is a predicted model, not a curated record.